Messenger RNA from Chionomys nivalis (European snow vole), 7332 nucleotides. RefSeq names its product 6-phosphofructo-2-kinase/fructose-2,6-biphosphatase 2 (gene Pfkfb2). The record is from RefSeq and is a predicted model, not a curated record. Gene Ontology annotation, molecular function: 6-phosphofructo-2-kinase activity; fructose-2,6-bisphosphate 2-phosphatase activity; ATP binding. Gene Ontology annotation, biological process: fructose metabolic process; fructose 2,6-bisphosphate metabolic process. Gene Ontology annotation, cellular component: cytosol. The transcript has 17 exons. Bases 737 to 2395 code for a protein of 552 amino acids. Lineage: Eukaryota; Metazoa; Chordata; Mammalia; Rodentia; Cricetidae.
ACCUUGCAGGGAGGUCGGAAAUGAUGAAAGCAGCCCUUCAAACACCAGGAAAAGCCGACUCAUGGUUGAGAAGGUAAACACGUGCCAAGGAAGGUCACAGGACCUGCCAAGCAGUCAGGGACUGCUGACGAGCCUCGUGGCCGCACCGAACUGAUUCAUCGAGGCUAAGAGGACUGGACGACCGGACUUCCUCGGUGAGACGAACUUGAAAGCGUCCAUCUGCCACCUCAGAAAGACUGUAUGAGGUCAGCAGCUGUGCCUAGGGCGAUUGCCUCACUCAGGUGGUGGCAGUGUCAAAGAGGACGAACUGCCGCCACCCAGAUUCCAGUCCGAUUCCUGGGAUCCCGACAGGAAGUCCUCAUUGUGGCUGAGAGGCAGAAGACGGGGAAGAAGACACACCAGGCACACUAGCCAGUGUCCAGCUUUGUAUGCCGAGAGGCCGAGACUGAACACUUAAAAAAAAAAAGUGUGCAGUAAACGCCAAAUAAUGACAGGGUUUAUAGCAUGCUCUAACACGCUGGGGUUGUAAAAACGCAUACUCGGGCUGUCUGGAAGAUGACCUGAUUCCCAGCAACGAUGCCACCAAGCUCCACUGAGUCGGCUGGUCUGGGAACUGGCAGCCUUAGGCGGUCACAGGUCCUCCCGGAGCUAGGUCGGCUUCUCCAGCAGCCCGCCUCCUGCCCUGCAGAUGCUUCAUUGGUCCAGCCUGCCUCCAGGUGCCUCCUGAAGAACUACCAUGUCUGGGAAUAGUUCAUCUUCCACAGAACACAGGAGCAGCAGCUGUAGCAGCAGCAGUAGCAGGAGCAGCAGCUGUAAAUCUCACACCUCAAACCUUCGGAAGGCGGGGAAGAAAUGCUCAUGGGCUUCCUACAUGACCAACUCCCCAACCCUCAUUGUUAUGAUUGGUUUGCCAGCCCGGGGUAAAACUUAUGUGUCCAAGAAACUAACACGCUACCUCAACUGGAUUGGGGUACCCACCAAAGUGUUUAAUCUUGGGGUCUAUCGGCGUGAAGCAGUCAAGUCCUAUAAGUCUUAUGACUUCUUUCGUCAUGACAAUGAAGAGGCUAUGAAGAUCCGCAAACAGUGUGCUCUGGUAGCACUGGAAGAUGUUAAGGCCUAUUUCACUGAAGAGAGUGGGCAGAUUGCGGUGUUUGAUGCUACCAAUACCACUCGGGAGAGGAGGGACAUGAUUUUGAAUUUUGCUGAGCAGAAUGCCUUCAAGGUAUUCUUUGUGGAGUCUGUCUGUGAUGACCCUGAUGUCAUUGCUGCCAAUAUUUUGGAGGUAAAGGUGUCAAGCCCUGACUACCCUGAAAGGAACAGGGAGAAUGUGAUGGAGGACUUCCUGAAGAGAAUCGAGUGCUACAAAGUCACUUACCAGCCCCUUGACCCAGACAACUAUGAUAAGGAUCUGUCUUUCAUCAAGGUGAUAAAUGUAGGCCAGAGAUUCCUGGUCAACAGAGUCCAGGACUACAUCCAGAGUAAAAUUGUCUACUACCUUAUGAAUAUCCACGUCCAGCCUCGCACCAUCUACCUUUGCCGGCAUGGAGAGAGUGACUUCAAUCUCUUGGGAAAGAUUGGGGGUGACUCUGGCCUUUCGCUUCGAGGCAAGCAGUUUGCUCAGGCUCUGAAGAAGUUUCUGGAGGAGCAGGAGAUCCAGGACCUCAAGGUGUGGACGAGCCAGUUGAAGAGGACCAUUCAGACCGCUGAGUCCCUCGGGGUGACCUACGAGCAGUGGAAGAUCCUGAAUGAGAUUGAUGCUGGCGUGUGUGAGGAGAUGACAUAUGCAGAGAUUGAGAAACGGUACCCAGAGGAGUUUGCACUUCGCGAUCAAGAGAAGUACCUGUACCGAUACCCUGGUGGGGAGUCAUACCAGGACUUGGUGCAGCGACUCGAACCUGUCAUCAUGGAGCUGGAGCGUCAGGGCAACAUCCUCGUCAUCUCCCACCAGGCUGUCAUGCGCUGCCUCCUGGCCUACUUCUUGGAUAAAGGAGCAGAUGAAUUACCGUACUUGAGGUGUCCUCUCCAUACCAUCUUCAAACUUACUCCUGUGGCCUAUGGUUGCAAAGUGGAAACAAUUAAACUCAAUGUGGAGGCUGUGGACACACAUCGUGAUAAGCCAACUCACAACUUCCCCAAGAGCCAAACCCCUGUAAGGAUGAGAAGGAACAGCUUUACGCCUCUGUCCAGUUCGAACACAAUAAGGCGUCCAAGAAAUUACAGUGUUGGGAGCCGGCCCCUCAAGCCCCUCAGCCCUCUCCGAGCUCUGGACAUGCAAGAAGGGGCGGACCAGCCGAAGACCCAAGUUCUGCAAGGGUCAACCCAGGCUGCAGAACAUCCACAGAAAGCCCUGGAGUUUGCAAGUGGACAGGGUGAGAGCUCUUGCCUCUUUCCAUGAGAAACAGCCCUGAGUUCUUGCUGCCCUGGGGAGCUGGCUCUAAGGAUGUGGACAUGUUUUGGGUUGUGUUACUAACUCGAGGAGCCAGACAGUCCUUUGUUGGCUGUGGAGUGGGGCUGGGUAGGGUGAAGUCUAGUUCUCACAGAUUCGCGGGUCAGACUUUUUGUCCUGUGGCUCUCAGUUUUUUCUUCACAAUUCCAGUAACUUUCAUGCAGCCCAUGACCUUUGGGGUUGUGUAAAAGCACCAGGAUCCAACAUUGAGCCCUGAAUUUCUCCAGGCAAAAGGCAGGGUGGUCAGUAAGUUCAGUAAAGCUGCUCACCAUUUACCGAUACUUUUUAGAAUGAUUUCCUUAAGCUAACUUUUUACAUGAAAAAUUAUUUUUUGAGCAUAAAAAAUGUUUUGAAUUUAACCUCUCUUAUUGGGGUAUUUUGUUUAUAUUGAGAAACUAUCUCAGUAGUCCAAGGAGUCUCCUGAGGGUUGGCUCUCGGAAGUUUAUGUGUAUCUGUUGCUUAAGGGGAUUCUCUCUACAGUGGCCCAGGGGCCUGUCUAUUGAGCUCAGUACCAGUCCACUCGAGUUCACUUUUCUAAGGGACAGAUCUAAGGGUCUCAGGAGACUCUUCAGAAGAGACGGGUGACUCCCUACCUCUCAGUUUGUCGUGUGGGGCCAACUGGUGAGAGUAGGGUAGCAGUUUUCUAUGAGGUUUUGUCUGGGGAUAAAAGCUUUUUGCAUGGUUCUUAUCCAGAGACAGACCUCAGACUGUUCUGGAGAAUUUUUGAAAGACAUACUUGCCUGGGUUCCCUUGGUCAGGCUGAGCACUGCCUCAAAUCUCUGUAUUGGUGCCUAGAUAUGUGGGUGUUUAAAUUACUUCCUUAGUGGUCAGCCCACUAAGGGUCAGAAGGUCCUUGAGGUGUUGGGGAGAUGGCUCAGCUGUUAAGAGCACAUGCUGCUCUUCCACUCUAAUGCUCAUGUCGAGUGGCUUACAGCAGCCUGUAACUCCAGUUCCAGGGAAUCUGAUGCUCUCUUCUGGGCUCCCUAGGUGCUUUCAUAUGUGCAGCUCAUACACACAUAGACAUAAAUAAAACUAAACAAAAUAUUUUUUAAAUCCCACUUUAUGAAGCUGGAUAGAAAAUACCAGCAUAUUGUUAUCUUAGAUAAAUAUGUAUCAGACUGGAAAUUCUGAAUUCUUGGUUCUGAUGCUGGAGCAGAGCACAGUUUUGAAUGAGUUACCCCCUCAAAGGCAGGCUGCUUUGUUAGAAAGGUAUUUUAGGUUCUAGCCCCAUCUUUUCCCUUGGCAUUACAGGUGAUGUGCAACGCAUUACUGACUUAAACACGUACCCUUGGGCCCACACUGAGAACUCAUGCAAGCUGAAGGUACAUGGAGAUAGAGCCAUGAGCUGAUGGAGGUCGUCAUCACAGGCUACUGACUUCUGGCCUUGAGCCCUCCACCCUUCCAUCCCACAUAGCUGCUUCAGUCUGUUUCAGACUGCCUAGAUUCCUGAAACUCGUCCAAGACUAAGAAACUGGCAAUUCCUGUUAGGUAGUGCUCAUUGUCCCCUCUUGACCUCUGUUUGUGGGCACUGGCCUUAGUGAGGAAAACACAUGCAAAAAGAUAAAACAAACAUUUUCAAUUUCCUUGCCCUGGAGAUUACAAACAAAACAGCAACAACAACAACAACAACAAGCCAACCCUUAAGAGCCAGGCGUGUGUGUGUGUGUGUGUGUGUGUGUGUUUAGGGCCGAUCAAUAGGGACUGGAUAACCUAUGGGGGCUUGUUCUGGAGAAGACUGAGUCUCCCUCUCUCAGUAACUCUUCAUCUAGAGGGACGUGUGUGUAUGUGUGUGUAUGGAUAUGAGUGCAAUAACAACUGGGAGGGAUUAUGAACUUGAAAGAGAGUAAGGGGAAUUUUGGAGUUGGACAGGGAGUAGGAGGGCUAGAAUACAGUACUCAUGUAUGAAAUACUAAACGUAAAAAUAAAAAAGACAGGAGAUGUAAUUGAUAAAUUAAUAUUUGUAAAAGAAGCAAACAGGCUAGAAGAGCUGAUUUGGGGGUAGAGGAUAGCCUGCCUUUUGGCUGUUUUCUUGUUCUCUGGCUGUGAAACCCCAAGGUUUGGGAUGUCCUCUCACAGUGUGAGAAUGAGAUGUGGGCUGGGCGGUAGGUCUGGCACUUUUACCAGUGGUUCCCUUGUCUACUGCUUAGUCAUUAGCAGCUCUGGUCUAAAUUGGCGUCCAGUCCUUUCUUCUUUUGCCAGGUAAGAGUAAUUCAGAGCUACUGAGUGGGGAGAGGGAGAGCCCUGACCCAAGAAUUAAGGAUCUAGUUGCAAGGGGAGACUUGCUGACCACCUGGAGCUAGGCUCCCCUGUUGUAAGUACCGUCUAUAGGGGCGGUUCACUGGGUGAUCAUUCUGACUCUGUCUGCUCCUCGCUCUUUCGGUUUCCCCUGUGUUAGUUCGCUUCUGGUACAAGAAGAGCUGGGGUAGUCUUGUUAUCCCUGGCUAACAGGGAGUGGAAGUUGCAGCUGAGAAGCAGCAGGGGUUUCAGCAUCCUUGAGCUUUUAGAGCUAGAUCCUUCAGAGGAGCAGAGCGGAGAAGCAGGAAAACAUUGGAAAGGGCUCUUUUUCCAGAGUUGAGAGAAGUCCCUCUUCUCAUCUUUCCCGUUCCCCUGUUACUUGCAGGUAGGAGAUUGCCCUGCUAUGCUUGUGUCUGUGUCACAAGCCCUACAGAGAAAAGAUGACUUGUGGGUACCCUGUGUUUAGACUUUCAGUUUUGUUCUGGAGGGAAUAGGUGAAGACUUGAAUCUACCUGUGUAAAUUCUACCUGUGUACAAUGGAAGAGAAAGGAAUAUUUUGCAUUUAUUUGUUCAUAUAUUUAUUUUUAAACUCAAAGCUGAAUGAAAUCCCAAAGAAUCUAAAUUUAGAGAACUUUUUCUGUCCUACCUUGUUUCUAAAGUAGAAUUUAGACUUACUGGUCAUCGAUGUAGGGCCUUUUCUCUUGGUAAACGAGUCAUCGCAUCAUCUCUAGACACGCGUUAUGUAUGUGCUCGCCACUCCUGCUGGCUCCUAAGAAGUCAGAGUUCGGCCAGCAGCAUGUUUGUGUUCCUAGACCUAGUGGUGGAACUUCAGGCAAGGAUCUGAAUAGUCCUCUUUGAAAGCCACAGUUAAUCCUCAGGCACCUCAUUUGAGAAAACUGUAAUUGUUAAGGAAUAAGUCUGCCUGAUGAUUCUUCUGGGACACAUGUGAGUUCUCUGAGUUCCAGAGAAGCUCUUUAGCCCGGAGUGACCGGUGAACAGGGAGUCCCAUGGGCAGUUGAGGUAGCUCCAGUGAUGGGUUUCAUGUGCGUCCCCCACCUUCCAGUCUCAGAAGAACAUUGUACUUGUUGAAGUCUCAGUCACCCAGUUUUCCUUGUAUUCCUUUUGUUUGUGUUUUAAAGCCUUUUUAUUUUAAAAUUAUGUAACAGUUGAACCAGGUAGCAGGCCUGCCACGCAACAUCUUGGCUUUUCCCUAGAAGUGAUGAACACUCAUUGGAAGUGUAGCUAAGAAUUUUGUUUUGUAGUGUCCAGAAGACGAGAGAGAGGUCUGUUUGCCUCCUGUCUCUCAUGUCUCUGUCCUGAUUGGUAGUCUAUUUACAUUACUAUAGUUCCUUCAAGGAAGGAAAUGAAUAUUUUGCAUGUUUCCUUUAUGAAGAAGUUCUAUACACUGGACUUUUUAUAGAUAAUUAUUAUAUAAUAGUGACCAACUUCUCAUUAUUUUUUAAAAGAUGAUUUUGUAGAUAGCGUGUGAUUUUGUGAGUCUAGCUAAGGUAUUGUAAGAGCUGUGACUUUUGAAGUCACAGUAGCAGUUAAGUUUUAACUCUGCUUGAAGUUACUUCAUCCAGUCUGCUGCUUCAAGGCAGGACUUCCCUUUUCUCACCGUUCCUGAACCUAAUGUGUCCUCAGAUGACCCUGUCAAGGGCCACUGUGUCCUCACUGAGAGUGCUGUUGGUUUUAGUCUGCUGUAUUUGUCCUUAAUCUUAUACAAAGGGAAGUGUACAUCCACAAAGUGAUCCCAAGAGUGGGCCAGAGUAGUUUUUUCCUUAAGCCUUUCACCGGGUGUGACUAACAGUCAGGUGACUCGGUUUUUAAAGAAGCAUCUGAAUUGGGUGUGGUUUUUUUUUUUUUUUUUUUUUUUUUACUCAGAUGUGGUGACUUCCCUGUGGCAAAAGCAAAGGACCAAUCACAGUGGGGAGUGUGAUACAGAGAGGGGCUGAGCACUGCUGGUUUGGAUGGAAAUGGGCUGAACUUGGGAAGCCCAGUAACAGAAUUCAUUGCAGAUUUCUUAGGCACAGCUCUGCUAAAAGUGAGGAUAUUAAUCCUUAGUAGCAUUCUGAUUUAUUCUCGUGAUAUUGAUUAUGAAAUAUUGCAUUGGGUCCAUUUAAAGUGUAUAUAAUUGUAUUUAAAAUGUGUUUUAUGUGCAUGCCUGUAUAGAAUGGGUUAAUAAAGUUGUUGAAUAACUUGACCUUAUCUGAAGGCUUCUGGUAUUAUUUUUAUUAUUAUUAUGCUAAUGAUGACGAUGUUUGUAUUUUGAGUUGUUCUUCUCAUCUACUGUCUUCCAAAACUGUCUCAUACUGGACAAACUGAUACUUAGCAAACCAGUGUAAGUUCUCAGAAUGCCUGGCGUCCAGGGUCAUAAGCAUGGCUCUCUACCACCACCUUCUGGGCGAAAGUGGGAAGGACAUUAUUGGCAAUGCAUCAACUUUAGUUGUCAAGUCCCUUGCACCUUCUGUACUUGUGCAAGAAUCAAGAACCAUAAUAGAACACACUACAUGUAACUUUUGUUAUAUUUUGUAAAGAAAAUUUUGGGAAUUUUUAAAGAAUUUGCCAAGCAGUUGUUUCUAAAAUAUGUCCUGCCUGUUUCUAAGCAUACUUCAGCCAAUGGUAUGAGAUGGUACCUAACUCCUCCUGGA